AUGAGGGAGUGCCACGGAGGGCUGAACCAGCUGGGAGGGGCCUUUGUGAAUGGCAGACCCCUGCCAGAAGUGGUCCGCCAACGCAUCGUAGACCUGGCCCACCAGGGCGUGAGGCCCUGCGACAUCUCUCGCCAGCUCCGCGUCAGCCAUGGCUGUGUUAGCAAGAUCCUUGGCAGGUACUACGAAACUGGCAGCAUCCGGCCUGGAGUGAUCGGGGGUUCCAAGCCCAAGGUGGCAACCCCCAAAGUGGUGGAAAAGAUCGGGGACUACAAGCGGCAGAACCCAACCAUGUUUGCCUGGGAGAUCCGAGACCGGCUCCUGGCUGAGGGAGUCUGUGACAACGACACUGUCCCCAGUGUCAGCUCCAUCAACAGGAUCAUCCGGACCAAAGUGCAGCAGCCAUUCAACCUCCCCAUGGACAGCUGUGUGGCCACCAAGUCCCUGAGCCCAGGGCACACGCUGAUCCCCAGCUCAGCUGUCACACCUCCAGAGUCUCCCCAGUCAGACUCCCUGGGCUCCACCUACUCUAUCAACGGGCUCCUGGGGAUUGCUCAGCCUGGCAGCGACAACAAGAGGAAAAUGGAUGACAGUGACCAGGACAGCUGCCGGCUGAGCAUUGACUCACAGAGCAGCAGCAGCGCGCCCCGGAAGCACCUCCGCACCGACGCCUUCAGCCAGCACCACCUCGAGCCUCUGGAGUGCCCGUUCGAGCGGCAGCACUACCCGGAGGCCUACGCCUCCCCGAGCCACACCAAAGGCGAGCAGGGCCUCUAUCCGCUGCCCCUGCUCAACAGUGCCCUGGACGAUGGGAAGGCCACCCUGACCCCCUCCAACACGCCCCUGGGCCGCAACCUCCCCACUCACCAGACCUACCCCGUGGUGGCAGAUCCUCAUUCACCCUUCGCCAUAAAGCAGGAAACCCCCGAGGUGUCCAGUUCUAGCUCCACCCCUUCCUCUUUAUCUAGCUCCGCCUUUUUGGAUCUGCAGCAAGUCGGCUCCGGGGUCCCAGCAGGUGCCUCGGUCCCGCCCUUCAAUGCCUUUCCCCAUGCUGCCUCCGUGUACGGGCAGUUCACGGGCCAGGCCCUCCUCUCAGGGCGAGAGAUGGUGGGGCCCACGCUGCCCGGAUACCCACCCCACAUCCCCACCAGUGGACAGGGCAGCUAUGCCUCUUCUGCCAUCGCAGGCAUGGUGGCAGGAAGCGAAUACUCCGGCAAUGCCUACGGCCACACCCCCUACUCCUCCUACGGCGAGGCCUGGCGCUUCCCCAACUCCAGCUUGCUGAGUUCCCCAUAUUAUUACAGUUCCACAUCAAGGCCGAGCGCACCACCCACCACCGCCACGGCCUUUGACCACCUGUAGUUGCCAUGGGGACGGUGGGAGCGACUGAGCAACGGGAGGACUGGGCCUGGGACAGGCCCCAGAGAGUCAUACAAAGGAAUCUUUAUUUAUUACAUGAAAAAUAGCCACACGUCCAGCAUUGGUUAAUUUAACGAACCAUGGAAGAUGCGAUGACCUUGGAGAAGGGCGAAGUGUCCUCCAAGACCCUUUCAUGAGGGGCAGGAGUCCCUGGGAAAACAGGCACAUCCCAGGCCCAAAGAGGCGCAGUUGGAGGAAGAAGGCGCCCGUGGCUGGUACCCACCAAAGAGGAGAAGGAGCCGCAAGGAGCUCCAGGGGAUGGCGGAUGGGAGACGCACAAGCCAUGGCUCUGCCAUCAACACCACUGUAGCCAUCGUGAACCGUCAGCACUUUCUUCAGGCCUACAAGACCUCCCUCUGAGCCACUCCGAGAGUCACCUCCAUCGGCCUCCCGCCUGCCCUGGACCGGGCCGCAGGCUGCCCACCGUCUCUUCCCAGCUUGCCCACACUUCCUCCACCACUGUCGACUCAGACACAAGGCUGCGGGCCGGGUAGAGUCUCUCGGACACCCCCAGGGGUCCUCAGCUGCCCCUCCUUUUGCCUGCUGUUGUGACCAUACAAAUAGCAGCCCCGCUCCCCAGACCAGCACAAAGCAGCCUGAGACAGACCCGCCAAAGGACCCCGGGGGGGCCUCUUACACCCCUUCCCCAGUCCCUGGGGCAGAACAAGGCAGAGUGGUGGGGAUCUGCUUCCACCUUCCCAGCAGCUCCUGCGCGCCAAGUGUGUUUCCUACUGCGCAAGCCCGUCCACCACAGCCAGCAAGAAGAGACCCACGAGGCAACCCCCGAAGCCAGCUGCCCCACCCCCAGCGCCUGCCCCCCAGGCCUGAGUGUAAAUACUGUACAUGAAGCUCUGUUCGGGUCAAGCUCCCCUUCUUCCACCCCCACGCCUUGGCCUCCGACUGAAUUGUCCCCCUACGUGUUGGGCUUCUCUCCUUGACGCUUCUUUCUUUUUUAAAGACAACCCACCAUUGCAACAUGACUCAAUAAAUCAUUGCUCUUG
Molecule: messenger RNA, 2417 nt
Organism: Lepus europaeus (European hare)
Lineage: Eukaryota; Metazoa; Chordata; Mammalia; Lagomorpha; Leporidae
Gene: PAX8
Product: paired box 8
Exons: 11
Coding region: 1-1359 (452 amino acids)
Biological process (GO): regulation of transcription by RNA polymerase II; anatomical structure development
Molecular function (GO): RNA polymerase II cis-regulatory region sequence-specific DNA binding; DNA-binding transcription factor activity, RNA polymerase II-specific
Source: RefSeq, a predicted model, not a curated record